AUGGCUAGGCCUUCCUCCUCAAUAACAUGGUAUCACCGUUUUCCGAUUAACCUCAUGCCGUUUCUUUUUUACGUGAAAUUUUUCUUUGGGGGGCGCGAAAAACCUCGUCAAGAUCACUGGGGUGGUUACGUGGUGCCAUUGAUCACUUCGAAGACCGACGGGCGUCCCACGACGAUCAAGUGGCUGGGAAGCUCAGACCGGCAUACCUAUGAGUGCCCGAGGGACUCCGGGCAAAGAAACGAUAUGUCUCAAGUCCGAGGAAGUCAGGUUCUAUUUCAGAAGGUCAUCUCUUCGUAUUCUGAGGUGACCACCUCGGACACAUGGAUAAUUUAUUGA
Laccaria bicolor S238N-H82 is the source of this 336-nucleotide messenger RNA. RefSeq lists its product as uncharacterized. Lineage: Eukaryota; Fungi; Basidiomycota; Agaricomycetes; Agaricales; Hydnangiaceae. The coding region runs from base 1 to 336 and encodes 111 amino acids. The record is from RefSeq and is a predicted model, not a curated record. The transcript is spliced from 6 exons.